Molecule: messenger RNA, 980 nt
Organism: Brassica napus (rape)
Lineage: Eukaryota; Viridiplantae; Streptophyta; Magnoliopsida; Brassicales; Brassicaceae
Exons: 3
Coding region: 2-862 (286 amino acids)
Source: RefSeq, a predicted model, not a curated record
UAUGAAGGACAUGGUUAGCAAGCGUAGGAAGUCUCGAGUUCGACCAUCCUGGAUUUUGAAUGAUCUGUGGAAAGAAAUGACAGCUUACUGGGACACUGCUAAAGCCCAACAAAAAAGCGAGACAACAUCAGCUGCUCGGUUGUCUGACCGAAAUGGUCUUGGUCCUCACAAGCACAAUGCUGGCCAGAAGUCUUACCUCCAAAUCGAACAAGAAAUGGUUGAAGAAUUGGGCAGACCAGUGACUAUUGGUGAAGUUUUCAUCAAGGCACACACCAAAAAAAAUGGCAGCUUUGUAGAUAAGAAAGCAAAGCUAGUUGCAGAGGCCUAUGAGAAGAACAAGCAAGCCAAGCUGGCUGACCUUCAAGCUGAAAACUCAGAGAGUUCAGAUGGUACUUCACACCCUCCACAACUCUCUCUAGACCAGGAUAAUGAGCUCUUCCUUCUGUCCACUGUCACAGACAAAAGAGGAAGACACUAUGGAAUAGGAAGCCUAGAAAGUACUAUUGUCAACGGAAAGCGCAAGCGUUGUGAAUCCUCUUCUUCGUACGUAGACCUCGAAAAACAGCUCAGCGAUGCUCACCGGAAGAUUGAGAAGCAGGCGGCUUACACUGCCAAGCAAGCAAAAAAGCUCAAAAUUUUUUCCUUGGUGAAGAAGUAUCUGGCUGCAACUGAUCCAAAUUUUUUGGCCUUCAUGGCUGCUAAUCAAGGUGAAGAUGAUGAUGAAGGUGAAGAAGGUGAAGGUGAUGGUGAAGGUGAAGGUGAAAGUGAAAGUGAAAGUGAAAGUGAAGGUGAAGGUGAAGGUGAAGGUGAAGAAGGUGAAGAUGAAGGGGAAGGUGAAAGUGAAGAUGAAGAUGAAUUUUAGGUUCCCUACUCUUGUACUACUAUAAUAUUUUGUAUGCUAAUGCUUAACUCCUUAGAGUGCCUUUUGCAACAUUAUGUUAUGAAUACUCUGUUUUAUAUUAAAAUUUUCGUUUUUAUUA